AUGCUGGACCCUCUUGGUCCGCCACCGCUGUGGCUCCAGGAGGCUGUUAAGCCCUGGGCAGAAUGGCUGGAUCUGCCGUCUAUGCCUGCUCAUGUUCAUGAGAUUAUCCUCGCCUUUGUCUUCUACCAGGUCGUCCAUUCGGUCCUGUCGCCUUGGCUGUCCCCUAUCCUGUGUCCCAAGUCGUACCCAAAGCUCAACCCUCGGACCCGGCUCAACUGGGACAUCCAUGUUGUCUCGCUGGUGCAGAGUGUCUUGAUCAACGUGCUGGCUCUCUGGGUGAUGUUCACGGACGAGGAGCGGAAGUCCAUGAACGUCGGUGAGCGGGUGUAUGGCUAUACGGGCGCUUGCGGGCUGAUCCAGGCUCUCGCAGCGGGGUACUUCAUCUACGACUUGAUCGUCAGCACCCUGUACAUCAAGAUGUUUGGCGUGGGGAUGCUUUUCCAUGCCAUCAGUGCGUUGUGGGUGUUUAGUCUCGGGUUUAGACCAUUUCUCAACUUCUACGCCUCGAAUUUCAUCCUGUACGAACUCUCCAGCCCGUUUCUCAACAUCCACUGGUUCUUCGAUAAGGUCAACAUGACGGGCAGCAAGGCCCAAUGGUACAACGGGAUGCUGUUGUUGUUUACCUUCUUCUCGUGCCGCCUUGUCUGGGGCACCUGGCAGUCUGCGUGCGUCUACUACGACAUGUGGGUUGCCCUGCAGCAGAAAUGGACCGCUUCGGCCUCGUCCCUGCUCGACCCCGUCGACAUCACUGCCUCGGUCUUCAAGCUCGAGAAUGGCUCGCUUUGCCUUGACGAGACCUGUGCCAGAGCAAACGCAGAGAUCUCCAAAUACGCCAAAUUCACUGCCGGCGGGGUCCCCACCUGGCUUGUCGUCACAUAUGUGUCGUCCAACAUCGUCCUCAAUUCUCUCAACUACUACUGGUUCUCCAAGAUGAUCGAGACUGUCAUGAAGCGGUUCCGUGCGCCGCCGGCGCCGGAGGAGAAGAAGAAGAAGGUGCAAGACGUGCAGAAAUUCACCGAAGAGGUCGUCCUCGAGGCUGCCGCCAAGUUGGAACAGGAAGAAGGCACUUUAUUCCUGGGUGAUGAAGCGGACGAGAAGAUUGCUUCAGCAGUCGGUGCCGCCGUUGCCGAUAAACUGCGCCGGCGGAACGUCGAGCAAAGAUCUUGA
Messenger RNA from Penicilliopsis zonata CBS 506.65, 1167 nucleotides. RefSeq lists its product as hypothetical. Gene Ontology annotation, cellular component: endoplasmic reticulum; membrane. The record is from RefSeq and is a predicted model, not a curated record. NCBI's taxonomy places the organism in Eukaryota, Fungi, Ascomycota, Eurotiomycetes, Eurotiales, Aspergillaceae. Bases 1 to 1167 code for a protein of 388 amino acids. The transcript has 2 exons. Gene Ontology annotation, biological process: lipid homeostasis.